AUGUCGAAUAUUUUUUUCGAAAAGGUGGGUCAAAUUUUAUAUUGGUUUUGAUUUUUAGCAAGAUGGAAUGCUCUGCGCCCAACAUGCUCUUAACAUGUUGCUCCAAACCCGAAUGUACACGGCCUUUGAUUUAGGUGAUAUUGCGCGUCAGUUGGAUGAACGGGAAAAAGCUUUAUUGCCACCUCAGGAACGAGCCAAAUUCGUGAGCAGUAAUAUGGACGACACAGGUUUCUUCUCGGUUGAAGUGAUCCGCGAAGCUCUAAAAACAUUGGGGCUUGAAAUGAUUCCAUUGUUAUCUCCCGGACUUCGAGAAUUCCAAGCUAGUCCAAAGUGAGUUUCAAUUUAUAUUAUACUCUAUGAUUUAGGUAUAAUUUUUAAUACUUUUUUUGUCUAGACUUGGUCAAGCUUAUAUCUGUAAUAUGAAUGAGCACUGGUUUGCUCUUCGAAAGUUGUUUGGCACCUGGUAUCAGUUGGAUUCGAUGAAGAAUGGGCCAAAAGAAAUAUCGGAAGGUCAUCUUGAUGCUUAUGUGGCGCAAUUAAUGACUGAAGGUGGGUAUCCUAGAUUUUUUAUGUCAUUUUAUGUGUUUAGGAUACUCUGUGUUUUACAUUGGUGGCGAUAUCAGUCAAUUCGUAUAUACUAGAGACUUAAAUGAGGAAUCUCCGCCGGUUUACCAAGGUCCAGAGACCCGUCCGCUCAUACCACAAGAUGAUCUUGCUGUAGGUUCGCUUUUCUCGUUUCAUUCUUCUUUAGAGGGCCAUUGAGAUGAGUAAGAAGGAAAGUGGGUUGACAGGGCGGGACGCCGAACAGGAUGAGCUUCAGGUAUUCAAUUAUUUUACUCAUGAAUAAUAUUGAGAUUUAGCGAGCGAUUGCAUUGAGUAUGAAAGAGGCGGGUAAUGUGGGAGGAACUGAUGAGCAAGAUGAUUUGGAGGUAAGUAUUCACCUUGUUCUUGUUUAUUUAUUUUUAGAGGGCGAUCGCAAUGAGUAUGCAAGAUGUCCCCGGCUCUUCCGGAGUCAGCUCUCAAAAGCCCAGUGACGAUGUUGAAGUAAGUGAAAUUGUGUUGUGUUUAUCCUGGUUUAGAGAGCAAUUCAAGCGAGUUUGGGUGAUAUUCCAUGUUCUUCCAAACAGGAGCCGGCAUCUUCUCAUAUUCCUCCAGUUGUUCAACCAUCCGUUGUCUUUGUGCAGCCUCCCGAACCUGGAAAAGCAGACACUCAGUCCUCUACAGACGACGACCUUCGACAGAAAAGAGCUGCUUUCCUCAGGCGGUUUGACUGA
Molecule: messenger RNA, 1274 nt
Organism: Bursaphelenchus xylophilus (pine wood nematode)
Lineage: Eukaryota; Metazoa; Nematoda; Chromadorea; Rhabditida; Aphelenchoididae
Source: the annotation of a GenBank genome assembly